UAAAAAGUAAACAUGGCCGAUGAAAAAAGCAUGACACCUUACUCUGUCAAAUUUAUUCUUUUCCAUCACAUUGACAGUUUGAGAUAAUUGUAAAUAACAUAUUUUUACACAUCUUUAUUCAAAAUGUCAAAUGAUUUUGAACUGACGCCUUUGAUUGAUGAAGAUGAUGAGCUGUCUGACUGGAAUCUUCUCGUUGCCUUUAACGAACUUCGUCACUGGGAAAAAAUUGAAGGGUCAAAGAAAGUUACCCAGACUUGGAGAAUGAAAGAAAGGAUGAAGACCGUUAGUGUUGCAUUAGUUCUUUGUUUGAAUGUGGGCGUUGAUCCACCAGAUAUUGUCAAGACUUCACCAUGUGCCAGACUGGAGUGUUGGAUAGACCCAGUGACAGCAGGACCACAGAAAACUUUGGAGGCUAUUGGUUUAAAUUUACAGAAGCAAUAUGAAAGAUGGCAGCCUAGAGCUCGAUAUAAACAAAGUCUUGAUCCAACGGUGGAUGAAGUGAAGAAAUUAUGUUCAUCACUGAGAAGAAAUGCUAAAGAAGAAAGAGUUUUGUUUCAUUAUAAUGGUCAUGGUGUGCCAAAGCCAACAGUAAAUGGAGAAAUCUGGGUAUUUAAUAAGAGUUACACCCAGUAUAUUCCAUUAUCUAUAUAUGACUUACAGACUUGGAUGGGAAGUCCCUCUAUAUAUGUAUAUGACUGUUCAAAAGCUGGCAUUAUCGUAGAGUCGUUUCAUCAGUUUUCUGUACAGCGGGAAAAUGAGAUGGAGUCUGCUACUGUGAAUGGAAACAGUAGAUAUUCUGGAAGUGGGUCUCCUCUCUCCUCAGUGAAGAACUGUAUACAGUUAGCAGCAUGUGGUGCCAAAGAAUUACUGCCCAUGAAUCCUGAACUUCCUGCUGAUCUGUUUACUUCCUGUCUUACUACACCUAUCAAAAUAGCGCUAAAAUGGUAUGUCUUACAAAAUACCAGUAAACUGGUUCCAGGUCUAACAGAAGAAUCAGUUGACAAAGUACCAGGACAAUUAAAUGACAGAAGAACAAUGUUGGGAGAAUUAAAUUGGAUAUUUACUGCCAUAACUGACACCAUAGCAUGGAAUAUUCUACCCAGAGAAUUGUUUCAAAAGCUGUUUCGACAAGAUUUACUUGUGGCCAGUUUGUUUCGUAACUUUCUGCUGGCGGAAAGAAUUAUGCGAUCAUACAACUGUACACCAACAUCUAGUCCAAAGUUACCUCCAACAUACCAGCACCCCAUGUGGCAAGCUUGGGAUCUGGCUUUAGACCUCUGUCUCAGACAAUUACCAACCUUAUUAGAAGAUGAAAAUGCCACAUUUCAACAUAGUCCAUUCUUCACAGAUCAGCUGACUGCAUUCCAAGUGUGGUUAUCCUAUGGUUCUGAACACAGAAGUCCUCCUGAACAACUUCCCAUUGUUCUACAGGUAUUAUUAAGUCAAGUCCACAGACUUAGAGCAUUAGAAUUACUGGGCAGGUUCCUAGAUCUAGGCUCAUGGGCUGUUAGCUUGGCAUUGUCAGUUGGGAUAUUUCCAUAUGUAUUGAAGUUAUUACAGAGCUCUGCCAGAGAACUUAGGCCAUUGUUAGUGUUCAUUUGGGCCAAAAUCUUAUCUGUAGAUAGCUCUUGCCAGGCAGAUUUAGUCAAAGACAAUGGACAUAAAUAUUUCCUGUCUGUUUUAUCUGAUCCAUACAUGCCUGCAGAACAUAGAACGAUGGCAGCUUUUGUUUUGUCUAUGAUAGUAAAUGAAUACAGACAAGGGCAGGAAGCAGCUCUGCAAGGAAAUUUGAUAGCUCUUUCUUUGGAACAACUAUGUGAUCUGAACUCAUCAUUACGUCAGUGGCUAGCUCUAUGUCUUGGAAAGGUGUGGACCCAGUUUGACAAUGCUAGAUGGUGUGGAGUAAGAGAUAUAGCUCAUGAGAAGUUAUAUAAACUACUGGAAGAUGAUGCCCCUGAGGUACGAGCAGCAGCAGUAUUCGCCUUGGGAACAUUUAUUGCCUGUAACACAGAAAGAACAGAUCAUGCUAACAACAUAGAUCUCAGUGUUGGAAUGACUUUUUCUAAUAUAGCUCAAGACGGAAGUCCCUUAGUUAGAAAGGAACUAGUAGUUGCCUUUUCUGCCUUAGUUGCCCAGUUUGAAAGCCAGUUUACUGCUGUAGCUGCCCAGCAUUUAGAGGAUGAGAAGAAGAAAGAUAAAGGGGCACCUGUUGUAGCUGCUGAAACUUCUGGUGGGUGGAAUAUUGUUACUGGGCAAUCUGAACCAUUUACUGGUAUGAAAAAGAGUUCAUCACGGAGCAGUUUUAAAGGUCUUGUAAACUCAUCCAGCUCUAGUCAUUUAUUAGGCAUGGCCCAGUCCAAUUCUACCACGUCAGUUGAUAGUGGUUCCAGUACUGAUGCUCUCCGACGGAACUCUUCCAACAGUAAUCUGGGUUAUGGUUGUAGUACAAUCUAUACCAAUCUAUGGAAAACAUUACUUAGUCUAACAGCUGAUCCAAACCCUCAGGUUCGAGAGGUUGUCAAAUAUAUAGUCAACUCUAUUAAAUUAAAGGCUUCCACUUCUGCAAAACCAAAACCAGUGAUCCAGAAUGCUCGAGUCCCACAUUCAGCACCGUCCAGUCCCUCCAAUAGAGCUUCCAAUCUAAACCAUAUGGGUACACCCCCCAAUAAUGGUCUAGAUGAGAACGUAGGGAUCAAGAGAGAUUUCUCUUCACCAGGAAUGCAAUAUUCUUACUCUGCUCAGUUCUCUCGCAGCAGAAAAUUGUUUGACAAAGGUCCAAAUGGGAUGGACGAACCUAUAAUACCUGAAGAUUCCAAGAAUCCUUUGCAUUUCUCCAUAUCUUCUACCGAGUUCUUUCAGUGGUGUUGUAAGAGGUUUGCCGAACCUGUGAUGAGGUUGUCAGAAGAGAAGGAUCCAGAGAGUUUAUCUCAUCACGAUAGAGAUUUCAAGUUUAGACGGAACUGUUUAAUACGAGAUGAAGCCAAAGAUGAACAGAUUAAAGCAGGUUUUAAUAGACUUGAUGAUCAGGUGUUUGUAAAUAAAAACCAAGGAAUUCCAACUGUGAUCAAGUUUCAUCCUUAUGAGUCAUACAUAGCAGUAGCUGAUAAAGAGAGUAUCAGCUUUUGGGAUUGGGAACAAGGCACAAAGAUGGGUAGUAUACAGAACGAGAAUAUUAAAUCCUCAAAGAUAUCCACAAUGGAAUUUGUAAAUCCACAUGACAAUACACUCCUUCUAUGUGGAUCUGAUGAUGGUGCGGUCAGGAUUUGGAGAAAUUGUCUUUCAGAAAACUCAGAUAGCAAAGAAUUAGUGACUGCCUUCCAAGCCAUCACUGAACCUAUUCCCUUAACUAAAGGAUCAGGGUUGGUGAUAGAUUGGGAACAAGAAUCAGGGAGAUUAUUAGCAUCUGGUGAUGUCCGUUAUAUAAGAGUAUGGGAUUCUGUUACAGAACUUAAAUUACAGGAUAUUCCAACAGGAGCUGAUAGUUGUGUGACAAGUCUAGCAUCAGACUCAGAUGGGAGAUCAUUAGUGAUAGCUGGUUGUGGGGACGGGACAGUCAGACUGUUUGACAGGAGGCUGGCCCCAACAGAAUGCCGAGUAAUGACUUUGAGAGAACAUCCACGAUGGGUUGUAAAGGUGCAUUUACAAAAAGGUGCAGAAGGGAAAAUAGUUAGUGCCAGUAAUGCUGGUGAUGUGAGAUUCUGGGAUCCAAGAUUUACAGAAUCUGUGCGAACACUUAAUCUACAACAAGGACUAACUGCUGUUGAUAUCCACAAACAUGCAGAUGUUUUAGCUUGUGGUUCCUUCAAUCAAAUGAUUGGAGUUUAUAACCAGUCCGGUGAUUCACUGAGUACCAUUAAAUAUCAUGAAGGAUUUCUAGGACAGAGAAUAGGAUCAAUUAAUUGUCUAGCUUUCCAUCCUUAUAAGGUCAAAUUAGCAGCUGGAGGAAACGAUUCAUUUAUCUCAGUGUAUUCUACAGCAGUCAGACGCAGCUGAUAGGCAGUUUUGUUAGAGAUUAAUAUAAAUGUUUUGUUAGAGAUUAAUAUAUAUGUGAUAGACACGACAGGGCACUGAGGUCACUGCAUUAGACCCUUGGACUACAUGUGACAGACAACUACAGGAGAGGAAGUUCAUUGUAUCAGAUUCACCUUAUGCAUGUGUGUGUUUAGAUCACAGAUACAUGAAUACUGAACACUAAUAUUUGUUGUGUUUAUGAUUCAGUACAUUGAUAAAAAUAGUGAUUAAACGAGGUUGUCAGCUCUGCUUAAAGAUUGUGUUACAUACAUUGAUUAACAUAUAAGAAAUAUUAUAACAAAACAUAAGCUUGCUCUACUUAAUAUCAAAUAACAUAUAAAUUGAUAUGAGUUUAUGCUGCAGAAGACAUAGGUCAGAAUUUUUAAUUAAAAUUGGCAGAAUGAUUCAAAAUCUUGUGAAUGCCUAUGAAAGCUUAACUUGAUAGUUUAGGAGAACUGCAUGGGAAAUGUGAUCUCUUGAAGGAUGAUGAAUCUACAAUACUUAUAUACCUCUGAUUUAAAUAACCAAUCAACAUCAUGUCAUACCACAGCCAAUCAAAAUUGUGGCAUAAUAACAGCCAAUCAUCAUGUAGCAUAAACAAAUAUAGUUCUAACACAAUUUAUUUGUAUUGAUGGUUCUGAUUACCGUUCUAAAAUUCUCACUCUAUCCGAGGGAAGAUGACCGUUUGGAUUCAGGAAUAUAUUGACAUGUGAGUUCUUCAAUGAGUUUUACUCCCUUUCACCUAGACAAGUGGCCAAACCUCACUACCCAUCAAUAAAGCCAGGUGGUAUAAAACACUGUGACCACUUUUCAAUGCUGAACAGGACUGAUUUUCCUUGCAUGUGCAUGUCAUUAAAUGAUUGAAUAUGUUCAUUGAAUUAUACAUUAAUUGUUUACUUACAAAUUAAGAUCAUUAAGAUUUGAAUAAUGAUUGCUAUAUUUUCAUUGAAAUUUGCAUUUUGUAUUAAUUUUGAAAUGUUUUUCAACAAAUUCAUGAUCAUAUAAAUAUAUCUCAUCAUGUGUUUUAAUAGAAAUGAUGCUAUUCCAAAAUACUUCAUUUUAACACCAGAUGAACGAUUACACAUGGUUGCAUUUUUGGCCCUUUCUGUCAAGGUUAUUUAUGACCUGAAGUCAUCUUUUGUCAACGCUAAUUACUAUCUGAAGGGUAUAAGAAGUAACCAUAAACAGUUGACUCUUAUGGCGGUUGACAACGAAUGGUACUUAUAACAUAUCUUAGUUCAGUUGUAUGAACAUCUUCAUCCAAAUGAUGACUGAAAUUAAAAUUGAUUUGUUUAUUGUAAAUUAGAGUAGAGGUGUUUAUAUGGUGUUUGAAUUUUGACCUAUGUAUAUCAUGGUUUUACUGUUGCAAAUACCUGAUGACCUAGCUUCACGAGGCAUUAUUAGGGAAACUCAAUUUCAGACAGUUUACUCAUGUUUUAGGUAGAUGAGGUGAAUUGUACAGUAACGUUAUCUGUUAAAAUAAUUUCUGAUGAAAGAAGGCAUAAAACACAUACUUGCUGUUAUGACAUUUUUUUUAUCAUGCACUUUCCUAAUGUAAAACAGUACAUUUGAUGUCUGAUUUGUUUUUGAUAUGAUGAGUGCCAUAUGUGUAUGUAAGUAUGAAAAGUAAAUAUCAACUGAUCUGGAAGAAACAUAGCAUGAGUAUGGAAUAUUGGGAUUUUUUGUAAAGUAAAAAGAAUGUAAGUGGAUGUUGUACAGUGAUAUAAUAAAAGACUGUAUUUGUCAACUGGAUUUCAAUUUGAUCAGAAUGAUAUUUUUUGUUUUAUCUGUUUCAAUGUUAAAUGACUCAUACCAGUGAUGAUAAGUAUUUUUCUUUCCAAUGGCAUUGUCAGUUUAGUUUCAACCUGAAAGUUUUAAUGUUCCUUUGGUAUCUUAAGCCUCUCUUUUAAUACUUUUUAAACCAGAAAGAUAGGAGAAACAAAGAUUUUAAGUAACUUACAUAUGGAACAUAUUACAUAUGGAACAUAUAAGUAUUUUAAUCUAUAGCCAAGGUGAUUUGUUAAUUUUUCAUAAUCUGCUUAAUCUGCGAAAAUUGUCCCAUUAAAAAGCAAAUUAGAAAUAAACCAACAAGGAAGAAUUUGAAUUAAAUACACUUUUAUUUGUUUUUUCUGAUGAAGUCACAUUUUACUUGUUAAGUUUAUUGCAUGCAGUCAGUGACAUCUGAUUUAAAUAAUGAAUUAACCAUAAGCCUGUAAUAUACAUCUUUACAACAUUAGAAUCUUUACUUUUGUAAACAGAAAAACUUUGGUUUCACUGUAAUGCAAAUGUCAAUUUAUCAUUCAUACAUGGUUUCACUGUAAUGCAAAUGUCAAUAUAUCAUUCAUACAUGGUUUCACUGUAAUAGAAAUGUCAAUAUAUCAUAGCAUCAGUUGUCACAGAAAUUUAAGUUUGACUAAUCUAUGUUAUUUUAAUAUGGUGUUAUAUAUGCGAGUGCUGUAUCAGUAAAGUGAUGUUUUAUGAUGAAUUGUAUGCAUACACCAAAUUGAUUCAAUGUUUUAACCAAAUGAUUGUAUUUGUAUGAUGAAAAUAUUAAGUUUGACAUAAAAAUGAUCAUGAUACAUAA
Messenger RNA from Mytilus trossulus (common blue mussel), 6595 nucleotides. RefSeq names its product regulatory-associated protein of mTOR-like. The coding region runs from base 124 to 3993 and encodes 1289 amino acids. Gene Ontology annotation, molecular function: protein binding; protein-macromolecule adaptor activity. Lineage: Eukaryota; Metazoa; Mollusca; Bivalvia; Mytilida; Mytilidae. The transcript is spliced from 32 exons. The record is from RefSeq and is a predicted model, not a curated record. Gene Ontology annotation, biological process: positive regulation of cell growth; cellular response to amino acid stimulus; cellular response to starvation. Gene Ontology annotation, cellular component: cytoplasm; TORC1 complex.